AUGUCCCAACUUCACCACGGCCGAACCAUGAAGGACUGGGGUUCUGCUCUACCAACCAGAACUCUUCAUCCUCAUGAUGAUCUAAAGUUUGCGGCCUACCUGAAGCCCAAGGAUCAUGUGAUUCAAUCAACCCCAGAGCACCAACGCGUUCUAUUCCGCGACGUUAACAUCCUGGAUUCAACUGGGGCGCAACCCUUCCGGGGAGAUGUUCUUGUUGAAGGCGAACGAAUCAAAUACGUCGGAACCGUCCCUGGAAUUGAGAAACUCCAGAACGACUCCACCGUUACUGUGAUUCAUGGAAAGGGCCGCACUCUCAUGUCCGGCCUUGGGGAUGCACAUACCCACUUCACUUGGAACGAAAGCGCACUUGACAACCUUGGACAAAUUGGUGUCGAGGAACACACUCUCACAACCGCAAGGUCAGCCGCGACCUAUCUAGAUGCCGGCUACACUAUGUGCUUCGGAGCGGCGUCGGCAAAAUCGAGACUAGAUGUCGUUAUUCGCGAUGGUAUCAAUCAAGGAUUACUCGCGGGUCCUCGAUACUUGGCAAACGGAAUGGAAAUCGCACGCCGUGGUGGUGAGUUGACAGCUGGUAUCACCGCCUUCGCUGAUGGACCUCGUGAAAUGCGAGAAGUAAUUCGCAGCCAUGCGAAGAUUGGGGUUGAUCAAAUCAAGCUCAGCAUGUCAGGUGAAGAGAUUCUCGACGAAAGAGCUGCUAGGGACAGCUACUUUACUGAGGAAGAGACUGCCGCCUGUGUCGAAGAAGCGCACCGCCAUGGCCUCAGGGUCUGUUCGCAUGCCAGAUCUCAGGAUUCAGUCCGCCAAUGCAUCAAGUAUGGCCUUGAUGUCAUUUAUCACGCCAGCUACAUCGAUAAGGAGACUAUGGAUGAGCUUGAAAAAAACAAGCACCUCCACGUAGUUGCCCCUGGUCUCAACUGGCUCUAUGCCACCAUUCAUGAAGCCGGCCCUUUUGGUUACUCCUUUGACCAAGCUGAAAAGGCCGGCUACAAGGAGGAGUUAGACACGGCAAUAAGAGCGUGCAAGGAAAUGCACCAGCGCGGCAUUACCGUACUCCCAGGUGGUGACUAUGGAUUUGCUUGGACCCCGCAUGGCACCUACGCAAGAGAUCUAGAGCAUUUCGUCAAACUUCUCGACUUUACCCCAAUGGAGUCAAUAAUCUCUGCGACGGCAGGUGUCGCGAAGCUCUUCAUGCGCGAGCACGAACUAGGCAAAGUCCUGCCAGGCUACUAUGCCGAUCUCAUCCUAGUUGACGGCCAACCUCUCGAUAAUAUCAAGGUUCUCCAGGACCACAGCAAGCUAGUUUCCAUCAUGAUCAACGGUCGCCUCCAUAAAAAUGCUGCCGGCAACGAACUCGUACAGGCCAAGGGACCAAAAGCUGUGUCAGGCGGCGACAGGUUGACCAACUUCGUAUCGUACGUGGCUAAUAACGAGAAGCCUCGCAUUGGUCACCUGGAUCUGGAAAAGUCAACAAUCACUCCUUUGGCCAUGAUCUCCGGAGCUCCUAUCACAAACCUGUACCAAGUGAUUGAACUCGAGAACGCUGUGAAGGCUGACGGAGACUCCAUACCCCUAUCCGGUGUCACACUUCAAGCUCCUAUAAAGGACCGUGAUAUUCUCGCUGUGGGAAAGAAUUAUGCGGAGCAUGCUGCUGAGUUCAACCGAAGCGGAUAUGACUCCAGCGACAAAGUAGACCAGCCCACUCAUCCAGUAAUAUUUACAAAGAGAGCGACGAGCAUUAUCGCCUCCGGAGAGAAAAUUCUCCCACAUCCAGACUUUACAUCCUCGCUUGACUACGAGGGAGAAAUCGGUGUCAUCAUCGGAAAGUCUGGCUACCAGAUCUCCGAGUCGAAUGCAAUGGAUCAUGUGUGGGGAUACACAAUUAUUAACGAUAUGACAGCAAGAGAGAGACAGCGUGACCACAAGCAAUUCUACAUUGGGAAGUCCUCUGAUACCUUCUGUCCCAUGGGACCACUCGCAGUCCCCGCAGGGGAUCUUCCGGAACAUCUCCAGAUCCAAACGUUCGUUAAUGGAGAGAAGAGGCAAGACUCAAGUACACGGAGCCUCAUCUUCUCAGUCUCUACCUUGGUUAAGACAAUGUCCGAGAGCAUCACGUUGCGCCCCGGCGACGUCCUAGCUACUGGCACUCCCGCUGGAGUUGGCCUUGGAUUCAAGCCCGAGAAGUUCCUAAAACCAGGUGACAAAAUUGAGGUUUCAGUUGCCGGCCUUGGAACCUUGACAAAUACAAUUGGAGACUUUGGCAUGCAAAACCCGGUUCCAAAGGCUGUCGAUCUAGAAUCGCAUCUUGCCAAUCUCAAUUUAGAGAAUACUGUGGGGGGUCAAGGUCUGAUGUUGAUUGGGAACAAAUACAUCAACGUUCGGAAGAUUGGAGACGGGCACGAAACGGCAGUCUUUGUCCACGGGCUGGGUGGGACAGCAGAAUUCUUCACCCCCAUCGUCGAGGUCGAGGAAUUCAAAUCUCGAUUCACCAGCUUUGUCUACGACCUUGAGGGCCACGGCCUUUCUGCUACUGAGAUCGCCGCCAACGUGCGUAUCGAGAGCCUGACUGAUGACCUCCAACACGUGAUUGAGCAUAUUGGCACCUCUGGGCCAAUCACUCUCGUCGCUCACUCUCUAGGGUGUCUCAUUGCAAGCACCUAUGCCCUCCGCCAGCCCGGGAAGAUCAACAAGCUUAUCCUACUGGGGCCCGUCACUACUCCACUUGGUGAUCCUGGACGUGCAGCAAUCACUCAGCGUGCUAGAGAUGUGCGGUCCAAGGGUAUGUUGGCUUCAGGGACGGCGUGCACUGUUGCCGACGCGGGAACUUCUGACUUCACAAAGCGGUAUAGCCCAGUCGCGUUCGCGGCCACCAGGGCCUCGCUCCUCGCCACGAGCCCGGAGGGAUACGCCAAAGCCUGCCUGGCUCUAGUGAAUGCACCCGCUAUUCCCUUUGAGAAGAUAAAGUGUCCUACUCUGGUGGUGACUGGCGACGAGGACAAGACAGCUCCCGUCGCCGCGGUGAGCAAGAUUCGCGAACGCCUCCCAAAUUCCGGCCUGGAGAUUCUGCGCAACACUGGCCACUGGCACGUCUACGAAAGCCCCGAGGUUGUUUACAGAGCUAUCUACAGCUUCUAG
This is a messenger RNA of Clonostachys solani, 3153 nucleotides long. The record is from the annotation of a GenBank genome assembly. NCBI's taxonomy places the organism in Eukaryota, Fungi, Ascomycota, Sordariomycetes, Hypocreales, Bionectriaceae.